Molecule: messenger RNA, 1979 nt
Organism: Hibiscus syriacus
Lineage: Eukaryota; Viridiplantae; Streptophyta; Magnoliopsida; Malvales; Malvaceae
Product: L-galactono-1,4-lactone dehydrogenase, mitochondrial-like
Exons: 6
Coding region: 1-1785 (594 amino acids)
Cellular component (GO): membrane
Molecular function (GO): D-arabinono-1,4-lactone oxidase activity; FAD binding; galactonolactone dehydrogenase activity
Source: RefSeq, a predicted model, not a curated record
AUGUUUCGAUCUUUUUCCCUCAAACGCUCUCUCCAAACGCACCUCAAAACUCUCGCCCAUUGUCCCCAACGACCGCCGCCGCCGUUUUCGCCCCCUUUCUCCCCGAUCCGCACUCUCUCAACCACCCCUUCAUCCUCCUCCGAAUCCGAGCUGCGCAAGUACCUUGGCUACACUGCCCUCCUCGUCUUCUGCGGCGCCGCCACUUACUACUCCUUCCCGUUCCCGGGGAACGCCAAGCACAAGAAGGCCCAGCUCUUCCGUUACGCGCCGCUGCCCGAGGACCUCCAUACGGUGUCCAACUGGAGUGGGACACACGAGGUGCAAACCAGGCAUUUCCACCAGCCCGAGAAUCUGAAGCAGCUGGAGGAGCUGGUUAAGGAGUCGAACGAGAAGCCGGCUAAGCUCCGGCCCGUCGGGUCUGGGUUGUCCCCGAAUGGGAUUGGGUUGGCCCGUGGAGGGAUGGUGAAUUUGGCGUUGAUGGAUAAGGUGUUGGAGGUGGAUAAGGAGAAUAAGAGGGUGAGGGUUCAAGCGGGGAUAAGAGUGCAGCAAUUGGUAGAUGAGAUUAAGGAUUAUGGACUAACUCUUCAGAACUUUGCUUCCAUUAGAGAGCAGCAGAUUGGUGGCAUUCUUCAGGUAGGUGCUCAUGGUACUGGCGCAAAAUUGCCUCCCAUUGACGAACAGAUCGUUAGCAUGAAACUUGUUACUCCUGCCAAGGGAACAAUAGAGCUUUCGAAAGAGAAAGACCCGGAGUUAUUUUAUUUAGCUCGCUGUGGUCUUGGGGGGCUUGGGGUGGUUGCUGAAGUGAUCAUUCAAUGUGUUGAAAGACAAGAGCUUGUGGAGCACACAACUGUCUCAAACUUGAAAGACCUCAAGAAAAACCACAAGAAGAUGUUAUCUGAGAAUAAGCAUAUCAAGUACUUGUACAUUCCAUAUACCGACACCGUUGUAGUUGUGACAUGCAACCCUGUUUCAAGACUGAGAGGUCCACCCAAAUUCAAACCCAAAUAUUCUGAGGAUGAGGCUAUGCAAGAUAUCCGUGAGCUUUACAAAGAAUCUAUAAAUAAAUACAGGGCCAGAGAAAUUACACCACCUGACAGCAAUGAACCAGACAUAAAUGAGUUCUCAUUCACGGAGUUAAGAGAUAAACUGCUUAGUCUUGAUCCUCUCAACAAAGAUCAUGUCAUGAAGGUUAAUCAUGCUGAAGCUGAAUUCUGGAGGAAGUCCGAGGGAUAUCGAGUUGGAUGGAGUGAUGAAAUAUUGGGUUUUGAUUGUGGAGGACAACAGUGGGUGUCGGAAACCUGUUUUCCUGCAGGAACUCUGUCCAAGCCUAGCAUGAAGGACCUCGAGUACAUUGAAGAGCUAAAGAAACUCAUUGAGACAAAUGAGAUACCCGCGCCUGCUCCUAUAGAGCAGCGAUGGACAGCUCACAGCCUGAGCCCAAUGAGUCCUGCUUCGAGCUCGGCAGAAGAUGACAUAUUCUCAUGGGUUGGUAUAAUCAUGUACCUUCCUACAAUGGAUGCUCGUCAGAGAAAGGACAUAACCGAAGAAUUCUUCCACUACAGGCAUCUUACACAAUCACAGUUGUGGGACAAAUAUUCUGCCUAUGAACAUUGGGCCAAGAUUGAGGUUCCAAAGGACAAGGAAGAACUCGGAACUCUGCAAGCGAGACUCAAAAACCGUUUCCCAGUUGAUGCUUAUAACAAAGCACGGAAAGAAUUGGAUCCCAACAGAAUUCUCUCCAAUAACGUGCUCGAAAAGUUGUUCCCGUUGUCCGACUCCGUCUGAAAAGCAUACCCUAUUGUUGGUCAGUUCUUUAUUCAUUUAAAACCUUAAGAAUCAAAAUUUCAUGCUGGCUGUUCUUUUGGCCAAUGAAACAUCUUUAACAGUUUGUACACUACAUUGGAAGGAUAUGUGGACAUUGGUGUGUAAUUUUAGAAUUUCUUUUACGUAUAAUAAGUGGUUCCAAGUGUUGGUAUUUA